CCCCCCCCCCCCCUCCUUCCAAGGUGCUCCAAUGGAGCUCUACCGGAACUACUACAGUCGUAAGAGUAGAACACCGCAGUGAGGACACCAACACCAUAUAUCACGACGAUUAAUUACCAUGGCCCGCCAGUCUCUCCAGAUUGAGCUCGCAGAGCGCCCCAAGGGCAGCAUCGUCCCCGGCCAGACCUUUCGGCAGAGGACGGUAGCCGCACCAACGGAAGCAGACCUGAAGGAUGGCCAGCUGCUUCUCGAGAGCCUCUACCUGUCUCUCGAUCCGGCAAUGCGUGGUUGGCUAAACGACCGCCGCUCCUACGUGCCCCCCGUGGGCAUCGGAGAGGUAAUGCGUGGCAAUGCCAUCUCCCGAGUCAUUGCCUCCAAGUCGGCAAAAGCCCGAGCCGGCGACAUCGUCGUGGCCACCAUUGGCUUUCGGGAAGUGGCCAUCUUGCCCGAAACCCUUGUUGAGCCCCCGUUUCCAUUACCACCCAACGGCAAGCUCACGGAUCUGCUGGGCGUGCUGGGCCCUACCGGCCUGACGGCUUAUUUCGGUAUGACCCGGAUCGGACAGCCCAAGCCCGGGGAUUCGGUUGUUGUUUCGGCCGCCGCGGGCGCUACAGGCAGUGUCGCCGCCCAGAUCGCCAAGAUCUCGGGUGCCCGCGUCGUGGGCACGGUAGGCAGCGACGAGAAGGUCCGGUGGUUGAAGGAGGAGCUAGGGCUCGACGAGGCUCUAAACUACAAGGACCCCGACUUCAAGACCAAGUUCAAGGAGGCCACCCCGGGAUAUAUCGAUGUUUUCUUCGACAACGUGGGCGGCGAGCAGCUGGAUAUGGCCCUUGGCCGCGCUAAGAAGAACGCUCGCUUCGUCAUGUGCGGUGGCAUCAGUGGGUACAAUGCAGAAUCGCCAUAUGGUCUCAAGAACAUCUCCUCCAUCAUCGCUCAAAGGAUCAGAAUGGAAGGCUUCAUUGUGUUUGACUACAUUCCCGAAUACCCAGCCGCACGGCAGCAGCUUGCGCAGUGGUUAGGGGAGGGUAAGAUUCAGAGGAAGGGAACCGUCGUCCCGGGCGGCCUAGCUGUCGCCGAAGGUGCUCUAUCUCGUCUAUUCCAAGGCGCCAACACAGGGAAGCUCCUCGUCGAAGUCAAAAGUCCGGACGAGGUCUCGAAACUGUAGCCGUUAUGUUCUAGCCUUUUCCCCUCGUCCGCCAUGAACAAGGCGUCUACUAUUAAGCUAGGCAGAUGUCCAGCCGAGACGAAGAGACAGAUGCCGAGAAUAGGGGCUGUGUGUUGGCUGAGACGGCAAGCUCUGGGAUUACACGCUCGAAACUCACAAAGUGAUUGUAAAUGACAGCAAGAGAAGCACCACGACACCAUCAGGGUUGUAAAUAGAUGUGAACCAUUUUCGUCUUUUUUUCCUAACUUCCUAGCUAAAGGAAAUUGGGAGUAACUGUCAAAAUAGAAACCGAUGCGAGCAUCUGCUUCGGCUCCCAUCUUCUCUUCGGUAAAAAUAAGAGUGUAGACCUAGUCUACUACUCGAGAUAAAAAAGAAAAAGGCUAAACUAAACCCUAGCCUGUAGAAAUGAUAGAGUUGAGUAGUGCGUAGGGUUGACUAAUAAUGAAUAGGUGGAUGUCUUGUAUAGAUACCCU
Messenger RNA from Lasiosphaeria miniovina, 1638 nucleotides. RefSeq lists its product as uncharacterized. The transcript is spliced from 5 exons. The record is from RefSeq and is a predicted model, not a curated record. Lineage: Eukaryota; Fungi; Ascomycota; Sordariomycetes; Sordariales; Lasiosphaeriaceae. Gene Ontology annotation, molecular function: oxidoreductase activity, acting on the CH-CH group of donors, NAD or NADP as acceptor. The coding region runs from base 119 to 1165 and encodes 348 amino acids.